Yamadazyma jaroonii is the source of this 3195-nucleotide messenger RNA. The record is from the annotation of a GenBank genome assembly. NCBI's taxonomy places the organism in Eukaryota, Fungi, Ascomycota, Pichiomycetes, Serinales, Debaryomycetaceae.
AUGGCACCACACGCUAUUGAAACAGGGAGUAUUGGUUCCAAGACCAGUGUUUCUUCUAAUCCUUUUGAAUCAACUAUAGAUCCAUAUUUGUUAUCAAGUAAUUAUAUUUCACCAAUUACUAUCAUAAAUCAAGCUAUUUUUUCAACCCAAUCAAAGAUUUUUAGUUAUGAAACAAUUUGUGAUGUUGAAUUUGAUAAUUAUUUGAAUAAUUGGAUUACUAACUAUCAAAGAAUCAACGGGUUCAAUGAAAAACCAGAAUUUUAUAAGUUCCAAAUCAGAUCAGGUGCUGGAAAUAAUCUUUUAGGUUAUUUAGAUAAUGAUAAAUCUGGUGUUAGUGUAAUUGGUGAUGGUAAUGGUUUGAAAUAUAUGUAUCCUGCAUUAAGUCAAAACAAAUUACCUAUUGCUUUGAAUGUUUCAGCUAUUGAUUAUAAUAAUGAUUUAUUGGUUUCUAACUAUGAGAAAGUAUUAUCAUCAGCUAGAUCUUUGAAUUAUCCAGUAUUAACAGCCACUAAUCAUCAUGAUGGUAAAGAAUUACAAUUUUUGACUUUAUUAAAUCAAUACUUAUCUUUAUUGACUAAUAACGUUUCCAUCAAUUUAUUUGAAGGUUUAGAAUCAACUAAUUUCUUUACUAAGUAUGAUAAUUUAUUAUCAGUUGAAGAUUUAGCUUCAACUUUCAAAAACUUACAAUUUAAUGAUGAGUCAGGUGAUUUGAAUGAAACUGUUUCUUUUGCUAUUGAAAAAUUAAAUCAAUCACUUAAUACUGAUUAUUCUAACUUCAAAUAUAUUGGUAAUCCAAGACCAUCAACUGUUUUCGUGGUUUACGGUACUAACGAAUCUACUAAAUUAGGUGAAGUUUUCGAAAAAUUAACUGAUUUUUAUAAAGUUGGAUUAAUUCAAGUAAGAAUCCCAAUCCCUUUCAAUUUCAAUGAAUUCAUUAAAUUAGUACCAAAGACUACUGAAAAAUUAGUGGUUUUAUCACCAAAUAGUGGUACUAAUACUUCAAUUAAAGCUGAUAUUUCAUCUUCAUUAUUCUUAAAUGGAAUGUAUAAUCGUUAUGAUAUCAGUGAAUACGUUUAUGAAUUGAAUUUCAAUUGGACUCCAAUCACUAUUGUCAAAUUAUUAUCCCAAUAUGUUGAAAUUGAUGAAAAAAUCGUAUUAAAAGACAAUGUUGAUAUUGAUUAUCCUAUUAAUACUAAUUCUUCACCUAUUGGGCAAUAUGUCAUUUGGGGUAAAGAUAAUGGAGAAUUCUUUGAAACUGCUAAUAAAUUAGCUUUUACUUUAUCUUUAGAUGAUAGUAAAAAAGUUUCUAUCCGUAAUAAAUUUGAUAACUUAACUAAAGGAGGGAUUUUCCAAAGUCAAAUCAAUUCAACUGAUGGUAUUAAUGAAAUUGAUAGUUCGGAUUUAACUAUUGUUGAAGAUAUUGAUUAUUUCAAUCAUUAUGAUAUUAUUUCAACCACUAAACCCGGUUCUACCAUCUUAAUUGGUAAUUAUGCCAAAUUUGAUGAUAGUAAAUUAUUAUCUCAAUUAUCUAAAACCACCAAAGAAUCUUUACUUGCUAAUGAAAAUGAAAUUAUUGUUAUUGAUUUCUCAAUAUUUGAAGAUUUAAAGGAAUUGAAUGAUUCAACUAAAGGAUUCUCCAAUGAAUUUUUGAUUCAAUUUGGGUUCUGGAAACAAACAUUCCCUCAAUUAGAUUCAUUAAUUGUUAAUAAAUUAAUUCAAGGUAAUGGUGCUGGAUUUGAAUUAUUAGCUGCUGUAGUUGAUAAAUUUAUCACCGAAGUUGAAGCUAAAGGAGGUUUGAAACCAUUAAAAGUUGUCAUUGAAACUGAAGAAAAGGAUAAAGAACAAGAUGAAGAACAACAAGUUUUACCAUUUUUCAUUAAUGAAACUUCAUAUUAUCCAAAUCCAAGAAAUUCUAAUGAAAUCGAUUUAGAAGAAGCUACCACUGGUGGAUAUUUAGAUCUCGCAAAGAAAUUAACUUUCAACGAAUCUUUUAACACUAAAACUGCUUUGAGACCAGAUUUACCUGUUAAUAAUUUCAUUGUUAAAGUUCAAAAGAAUAUCAGAUUAACUCCUGAUGAAUAUUCUAGAAAUAUUUUCCAUAUUGAAUUUGAUAUUUCAGGUACUGGAUUAACUUAUGAUAUUGGUGAAGCUUUAGGUAUUCAUGGACGUAAUCAUCCUGAAGAUGUUGAAGAAUUUUUACAAUUUUAUGGAGUUGAUGGAGAUUCAAUUGUUGAAUUAAUCAAUAAAGAUGAUCCUUCAUUAGUUGAAAUCAAAACUGCUAGACAAUCAUUAUUAGAUACUGUUGAUUUCUUAGGUAAACCACCUAAAAGAUUUUAUGAAUCAUUAGCUGAAUAUGCUACUGAAGAAAAUGAUAAAGCUAGAUUAACCAAAUUAGCAGGUGCUGAAGGUGCAGAAGAAUUGAAAAAACGUCAAGAAGUUGAUUUUUCAACAUAUUUUGAUAUUUUAGAAGAAUUUAAAUCAGCUAAACCACCAUUUGCUGAAUUAGUUAAAAUCAUUGCUCCUUUAAAAAGAAGAGAAUAUUCUAUUGCUUCAUCACAAAAACUUCAUCCAAAUGCUUUACAUUUAUUAAUUGUUGUUGUUGAUUGGACUGAUUCCAAAGGUAGAAAAAGAUGGGGUCAUUGUUCCAAAUAUUUAUCUGAUUUAAAUAUUGGUGAUGAAUUAGUUGUAUCAGUUAAAAAAUCCGUCAUGAAAUUACCUCCAUUAUCAACUCAACCAAUUAUCAUGUCAGGUUUAGGUACUGGUUUAGCUCCAUUUAAAGCAUUUAUUGAAGAAAGAAUUUGGCAAAAAGAACAAGGUAUGGAAAUUGGUGAAAUUUAUUUAUUCAUGGGUUCAAGACAUAAAAAAGAAGAAUAUCUUUAUGGUGAAUUAUGGGAAGCUUAUAAAAAAGCUGGAGUUUUAACUCAUAUUGGGGCAGCAUUUUCAAGAGAUCAACCUGAAAAAAUUUAUAUUCAAGAUAAGAUCAGAGAAUCUUUAAGUGAAUUAACUGAUGCUAUGAUCACUAAAAACGGUUCAUUCUACUUAUGUGGUCCAACUUGGCCAGUUCCUGAUAUUACUGCUUGUCUUGAAGAUAUUAUUAUUAAUGCUGCUGCUAAAAAUGGUGAAACUAUCAAAGAUGUUAAUAAAGUUGUUGAAGAUAUGAAAGAAAGUGGUAGAUACAUUUUAGAAGUUUAUUAG